Molecule: messenger RNA, 1713 nt
Organism: Cutaneotrichosporon cavernicola
Lineage: Eukaryota; Fungi; Basidiomycota; Tremellomycetes; Trichosporonales; Trichosporonaceae
Exons: 2
Coding region: 1-1713 (570 amino acids)
Biological process (GO): ammonium transmembrane transport
Cellular component (GO): plasma membrane
Molecular function (GO): ammonium channel activity
Source: RefSeq, a predicted model, not a curated record
AUGGUCAACCUCACCUACGGCAUCCUCUCGCCCAACCCCGACGGGACCUUCACCUACAACGAACUAGGCACAGACAUCGUCUCGACCCUCAACGGCGAGACGACUGUGUACGACCCAGGAGAUAUUGCUUGGGUCCUGACCAGUGCAGUACUCAUCAUUUUUAUGAUCCCUGGCCUGGGUUACUUGUAUUCAGGCCUGGCCCGACGCAAGAAUGCUCUCCAGCUCUUGCUACUUUCGAUGCUUUCGCUGGCGAUUGUCUCAUUCCAGUGGUUUUUCAUCGGCUAUUCGCUCGUCUUCUCCGAAACUGGCGGUUCUUUCUUCGGUGAUGGCCGCAACGUUGGUUUCCGCAACGUCCUCGAGCGGCCCAUCCCCGAGGCCAACGGCAAGCUCCCCGAGAUUGUCUUCGCCACCUACCAGAUGAUGUUUGCCAACCUCGUACCCGCUAUCCUUCUCGGUGCUGCGGCCGAGCGCUCGCGCACCCUCCCCGCCAUGCUCUUCAUCUUCUGCUGGACCACCCUCGUCUACGACAUGCUCGCGCACUGGAUCUGGAGCGUCAACGGCUGGGCCGCCCAGUGGGGUGUUAUCGACUACGCUGGCGGUGUUCCCGUCGAAAUUGCAUCCGGUGUCGGUGGUCUCGCGUACUCGUACUUCAUCGGCAAGCGCCGCGGGUAUGGCACCGAGCGCCUCAUGUUCAAGCCCUCGAACGUCUCCCAGAUCACCCUCGGUACUGUUAUGCUCUGGGUCGGCUGGAUGGGCUUCAACGGCGGCUCUGCUUACGCCGCGUCGCUCAAGGGUACACUGGCCCUCUUCAACACCAACCUUGCCGGAUCAGUCGGUGCCAUCACCUGGAUGAUCAUGGACUUCCGCCUCGAGCGAAAGUGGUCCAUGGUCGGUUUCUGCACCGGCGCCAUUGCGGGUCUUGUCGCCAUUACUCCCGCUGCCGGUGUCGUCGGUGCUCCCGCCGCUGCCCUCAUUGGCCUCGUCUCCGCGGUCGUUUCCAACUUGUGCACUGGCCUCAAGAACUCAAUGCGCGUUGACGACCCGAUGGAUAUCUUCUCUGUCCACGCCCUGGCCGGCAUAGUCGGCACCAUCAUGACCGGUCUUUUUGCCCAGAGCUCCGUCGCCGCCAACGACGGCUUUAGCAAGAUCCCCGGUGGCUGGAUAGACCGUAACUGGAUCCAGUUGGGCAAGCAGGUCGCCUGGGUCUGCGUCGGCUGCGGCUGGACCUUUGUCGUCACUAUCGCCAUCAUGUUCAUCAUCAACCUCAUUCCCGGCUGCAAGUUCCGUGCCAGCGAGGAGGCUGAAAUUGUCGGUAUGGACGAGGUCGAGCACGAUGAGUACAUUGCCGACUACGCUUUCUUCCGCCGCGACCUCGAGCACAACGCCGAGAUGACCGCCGAGUACCACAACUGGCGCCAGAACAGCGCCGGUGGCCAGACCCUCCCCAUGUGGCGGUCGAUGAGCGGUGUUCAGAUCGCAGACCGCCUCCAGCAGCAGCACGACCGCGAGCGUUCUCAUUCUCGUGGCCGUUCGGCUUCUCGCCCCACCUACCUGGCUCCCAUGCCGGAAGUGGCCGAACGCGAAGACGACAUGACCGCCAACAACUCGAGCGAUAGCGAGAAGGCGACCGGCGUCGUAUCAGAAAAGCCUGCCUCGCUCUCCCCCACCCCCGAGCCAACACCCCGAGGUCCCUCUCCCAGUGAGAAGGUGUGA